Plasmodium gonderi is the source of this 156-nucleotide messenger RNA. Its product is annotated as 60S ribosomal protein L39. The coding region runs from base 1 to 156 and encodes 51 amino acids. NCBI's taxonomy places the organism in Eukaryota, Apicomplexa, Aconoidasida, Haemosporida, Plasmodiidae. The record is from RefSeq and is a predicted model, not a curated record. Gene Ontology annotation, molecular function: structural constituent of ribosome. Gene Ontology annotation, biological process: translation. Gene Ontology annotation, cellular component: ribosome; cytosolic large ribosomal subunit. The transcript has 3 exons.
AUGGGAUCAAUCAAGAGCUUCAGACUAAAACAGAGACUUGGAAAAUGCAGGAAAAAGAACAGACCAGUCCCCCAUUGGUAUAGACUUAGAAAAGAUACAAAAAUCAGAUAUAACACGAAAAGAAGACACUGGAGACGAACAAAGCUGGGAUUAUAG